Messenger RNA from Bacillus rossius redtenbacheri, 1386 nucleotides. It is a transcript of the gene mirr, whose product is annotated as homeobox protein caupolican. The record is from RefSeq and is a predicted model, not a curated record. NCBI's taxonomy places the organism in Eukaryota, Metazoa, Arthropoda, Insecta, Phasmatodea, Bacillidae. Gene Ontology annotation, molecular function: DNA-binding transcription factor activity, RNA polymerase II-specific; RNA polymerase II cis-regulatory region sequence-specific DNA binding. Bases 1 to 1386 code for a protein of 461 amino acids. Gene Ontology annotation, cellular component: nucleus. Gene Ontology annotation, biological process: regulation of transcription by RNA polymerase II; cell development; neuron differentiation. The transcript has 5 exons.
AUGUACCCGUGCAUGAAGCUGGCCGUGCCUUCGACGCCGCCCCCGGCCGCCGCCCCCGGCGCCGCGACGGCCGUGACGGGGGGUCCUCCGGCGGCGCGCGGCUCGCCCGCCGCCCCCACCCCCGCGCCACCGCCCCCGACGCGCUGCUGCGACACGGGCCGCCCCAUCUUCGCGGACCCGCUGACGGGCCAGACGGUGUGCUCGUGCCAGUACGACCUGCUGGGCUACCAGCGCCUCGCCUCGGCGGGCGUGGGCGGCGCCGGCCUGCCCGCGCUCUCCAUGUACAGCGCGCCCUACGGCGACGGCAUGGCGGCCUACUUCCCGGCGCUGGGCGCCGACCAGGCGCCCUUCUACACCGCCGCCGGCCUUGACCUCAAGGAGAACCUGGCGACGGGCGCCGCGACGUGGCCCUACCCCUCCGUGUACCACCCCUACGACGCCGCGUUCGCCGGCUACCCCUUCAACGGGUACGGCAUGGACCUGAACGGCGCGCGGCGCAAGAACGCGACCCGGGAGACGACGAGCACCCUCAAGGCGUGGCUCAACGAGCACAAGAAGAACCCCUACCCCACCAAGGGCGAGAAGAUCAUGCUGGCCAUCAUCACCAAGAUGACGCUGACGCAGGUGUCCACGUGGUUCGCGAACGCGCGCCGCCGCCUCAAGAAGGAGAACAAGAUGACGUGGGAGCCGCGCAACCGGGUGGAGGACGAGGACAACAACAACGAGGGCGACGACGAGGGUCGCAAGAGCGCCGACCACGCCAAAGACCCGGACUCCAAGGACUCCGGCACGGCGUCCAGCGAGGACGGAGACCGCGCGCCGCACCCGGGCCUCGACACGGCCAGCGAGUGGAGCGAGUCCCGCGCCGACAGCGGGCCCGACUCGCCCGAGUGCCUGUUCGAGCGGCCGCCGCACCUGCUGCGCUACCACCGGCCGCCCCCUAUCGCCGCCUCCGGCUCGCUGGCCGGCUCAUCCCCGCCUCCGCCUGCCCCUCCGCCGCCGCAGGCCGGCCCCAAGCCGCGAAUCUGGUCGCUGGCGGACAUGGCGAGCAAGGACGGCGACUCGGCGCAGGCCGGCAGGCUGCUGUCGCCGCUCGCCACCCGGGUGCUGCACCCACACGGCCUCCACUACGCCCGGCCCGACCUCUACCGCGGGUUCUACCCGGCGGCGCACCACCACCACCACCUGGGGGACGCCUCCCUGCUGGAGAGCUACUCGCGGGGGCUCGUCGGCGCACCCUUCUCCGCGGCGCUGCACAAGGCGUCCUUCGGCGGCCCGCUGGGGCUGACGGUGCCCGCGUCGGCGGCGUCUUCGUCCUCUUCCAGCGGCUCCGAGCAGCUGGAGGCCCGGGCAGAGGGCAAGCAGCCCCAGGCGGGCCGCGCCUGA